Molecule: messenger RNA, 489 nt
Organism: Miscanthus lutarioriparius
Lineage: Eukaryota; Viridiplantae; Streptophyta; Magnoliopsida; Poales; Poaceae
Source: the annotation of a GenBank genome assembly
AUGGCGAACGCUACGCUUGCCGUCGUCCUGGCCGUGCUUGUUCUGGUGCAGGUUUCGUGCGGCGUCGCGCGGCAUCACCACGACCCGGACCCGUGCGGCGGGGACUCGGUCCUGCUGGGCCACAAGGACAACGGCUGCUCGUCCCCGGCGGUGUCGGCCCACGGCACGCGCGCGGUGAUGACGGUGAACGGGUUCCAGAAGGGCGAGGACGGCGGAGGCCCAUCAGAGUGCGACGGCAAGUACCACAGCGACAACGACCUGAUCGUGGCGCUGUCCACGGGGUGGUACGCGGGAGGGAAGAGGUGCCACAAGAAGAUCCGCAUCACGAGCGUGCAGAACGGGCGCACCGUGGAGGCAACGGUCGUGGACGAGUGCGACUCCCGCCACGGCUGCAAGAACAACAUCGUCGACACGUCCAAGGCCGUCUGGAAGAAGCUCGGGCUUGACACCGACAUCGGCGAGGUCCCAGUCACCUGGUCCGACGCAUGA